Molecule: messenger RNA, 2177 nt
Organism: Impatiens glandulifera
Lineage: Eukaryota; Viridiplantae; Streptophyta; Magnoliopsida; Ericales; Balsaminaceae
Product: exocyst complex component EXO70B1
Exons: 1
Coding region: 256-2163 (635 amino acids)
Biological process (GO): exocytosis
Cellular component (GO): exocyst
Molecular function (GO): phosphatidylinositol-4,5-bisphosphate binding
Source: RefSeq, a predicted model, not a curated record
GAGAGAAAACAGAGAUUUCUAGAGAGAGAAAGAGAAGAGGAAAGUGUCGAGGUCAAAUCUGCGCUGUCGAAAGAAGAAGAUUCAUCUAAAUCUACAGUAAUUUGAAAAUUCAAUUUCGAACAGCCGUGAAUCGUCCAUUUUCCUCUCACUUUCCGCCUCAAUCUGUAAUCUUGAAUACGUAUAAGGUAAAGAGGAAAUCAAUUUCAUAAUCUAUCUAUCUAUCUAUCUAUCUAUAUAUUUCUAUAUUUCGCUGUAAUGGCGGCGACGAUCGAAGGUCAGGAUAGAGUUAUGGCUACAGCGCAACAAAUUGUUAAGAGUCUUAACACAUCCAAAGACGAUACGAAGGAUAUGUUGUUGAUCUUCUCUAAUUUCGAUAAUCGUUUAUCGAAUAUAAGUAGUUUGUUGAAGACGAACGAUUCUCGUUUAGAUGCUGCUGAAAGGGUGAUUUUACAGUGGGAUUCUAACCCUAGUGGAUCGUGUUUUCUUUGGGAGGAUUCGCCGGAUAAGACGGCGGAGUUUCUUAAUGCUGUUGAUGAGAUUAUUCAAUUGACUGAAGAUCUUGCGAAUUUGUCUGAUAACGAGACGAUGGAUCGUGCUGAAAUCGCGAUUCAGGUUGCUAUGGCUAGGCUUGAGGAGGAGUUUCGUGCUGUCUUGACUAGGAAUACUGCUCCUCUUGAUCCGGAGAGUCUGCAGGGGUCGAUUCGUAGGGUUUCGUUGUCUUUCGCUGCGAAUGAUGGUGAAAUUGGGGGUUUUGAGGCUUUGGGUGAGGAUUAUUCGGUUGGGUAUUGUCAUGAGAGGGGUAGGAGCUUGGGAGGUGAUUUUUCGGUGGAGUUGAUUAACCCUGAUGCUGUUAUAGAUCUGAGGGAGAUAGCUGAUAGAAUGAUUCGAUCAGGGUAUGAGAAAGAAUGCUGUCAGGUCUAUAGCAGUGUUAGACGCGAUGCGCUUGAUGAAUGUCUCUCGAUACUCGGCGUGGAAAGGCUCAGCAUUGAAGAAGUUCAGAAGAUUGAGUGGCGAAUACUGGAUGAAAAGAUGAAGAAAUGGGUUCAAGCUGUUAAACUUGCUUCGGUUCUCCUCAACAGCGAGAAACAUCUUUGUGAACAAAUCUUUGACAAUUCAGAACUCAUCAAACAGAUCUGCUUUGUUGAAACUGCAAAAGGAUCAGUUAUGCAACUGCUGAACUUUGGCGAGGCAGUUGCCAUUGGAAGAAGAUCGUCUGAAAAGCUCUUCCGAAUCCUUGACAUGUACGACGCCCUAGCACGUGUACUACCAGAUUUGACUGAUUUAUUCAGCGAUGAAUUGGGAGAAAUCAUUUUGAGUGAAGCUAGAGGAGUAAUGUCUACUCUAGGAGAAGCAGCAAUCGGGACAUUAGCUGAAUUUGAAAGUGCAGUUCAAGGAGAAUCAUCUCGAAAACCAAUCAACGGCGAGAUUCAUCCACUAACUCGUUAUGUGAUGAAUUAUGUCAAAUUACUAGUCGAUUACAGUGAUUCCCUAAAUACCCUUCUGGAAAACAAUUCCGAUGAACAUGAUAUUGGCAAUAUCGAGAAUUUAUCGUUAGAAGGCACAUCUCGAAUCGGUCUCCGCAUUACGUCGCUAAUAAAGUCACUUGAAAUGAAUCUUGAGGAGAAAUCGAAGACUUAUGAAGAGAGUGGGAUGCCCUAUGUGUUCUUGAUGAACAAUAUUCUCUAUAUAGUUCAGAAAGUUAAAGAUUCCGAGCUUGGGAAGCUUCUGGGAGAUAAUUGGGUGAGGAAACGUCGUGGCCAGGUCAGACAAUAUGCUACAAGCUAUCUUAGGUCGGCUUGGAGCAAUGUUUUGUCUUGUUUAAGGGAUGUGGGAAUGACUGGAAGUUCGAACAGUUCUGUUUCGAAGAUGGCUUUGAAGGAGAGGUUUAAGAAUUUCAAUGUUUGCUUUGAAGAGAUUUAUAGGGUUCAGACUGCUUGGAAGGUUCCUGAUGAUCAACUUCGUGAAGAGCUUAGAAUAACGAUAUCAGAUAAUGUUCUUCCUGCUUAUCGGGCAUUUUUAUGGAGGUUUGGAAAUCAGCUUGAGAGUGGAAGGCAUUCUGGUAAAUACAUAAAAUAUUCGCCCGAAGAUCUUGAACAGUCUUUGUCGGAUCUUUUUGAAGGUGUUCCUGGAUUUCUUCAUCAUAUGAGACGGAAAAGUGCAUAGUUAUGCCUUUUCAG